AUGCUCCCUCCAACGCGACACCUUCUAUCCUUCCUCCAAGUCGUGUCACUGGUUGACUUGACUUCAGCUACACCGUCUGGCAAGGCACAGUCGCCGCCGCAGCAGCAACCCUUGUCGUCGAGCAACGACACCAAGAAUGCCGCACCCCCGCCGCCCGUCUCCGCCGAGCUCUUCCGAUCCCUCGAGCGCACGUCGCGCAUCGUCGACAUCACCUACUGCGUCGGCACCUCGGGCAUAUCGCAGCCCUUCUCGUGCGUCUCGCGCUGCAAGGAGUUCCCCUCCUUCACGCUCGUCUCGACCUGGAACACGGGCGUCCUGCUGAGCGACAGCUGCGGCUACAUUGCCGUCGAUCACGGCGUCCGCAGGCCCGGCGACGAGGACAGGUUCAAUGGCGAGGUCGGGGAGGAGGCCAUCAUCAUCGCGUUCCGAGGCACAUACAGCAUCUCCAACACGAUUGUCGACCUAAGCACCAUCCCACAGGAAUACGUGCCGUAUCCGUCCCCCGACGACGGCGGCGAGGUGCCCAAGGAGACCGAGCACAAGUGCAAAGAGUGCACCGUCCACAUGGGUUUCCUGACGUCGUGGCGCCAGGCGCGUAGGCUGGUAAUCCCAGAGGUGAAGAAGCUGAGGGAGCAGUACCCGCACUAUCCUAUUCACCUGGUCGGUCACAGUCUUGGUGGCGCCGUCGCCAUGCUUGCGUCUCUCGAAUUAAAGGUCUCCUUUGGCUGGGACAAUAUCAAAGUCACGACCUUUGGCGAGCCCAAGGUCGGCAACCAGGGCCUCUGUGACUACGUCGACGACGUCUUUGGGUUGAAGGGCGAAAAGGACGAGCAUAUUUCGAAUCGGACCUACCGCCGCGUGACCCACGCUGACGACCCUGUGCCGCUACUUCCGCUCACAGAGUGGGGAUACAAGCCGCACGCCGGCGAGUUCUACAUCGCAAAGGCCGAGCUGUCUCCGUCUCUCGAGGACGUGAUUGCCUGCCGCAGCGACAGUGACGCGAGCUGCAUUACCAAGGGAGACGGCAACUUCUUCGAAUCCAGAGUGAAGGGGGACUUAAUCCAGGUUGUAGCAGCAAAGUCGCCGACGCCGCCAGAGGGGGUGGUGGUGGUUGACAAGACCAUUAGCAGCAGCAGGUGGAUCAAGAGGUUGCCGGGCCUCCCGGCUCGGCUCAAGCUAUGGCAGCUGCUCUUUGCGCACCGGGAUUACUUUUGGAGACUCGGUUUGUGCAUGCCCGGCGGCGACCCGGCGAAUUGGGGGAGGGAUAAGUAUGGCGGCCGCGACGGUAUGGUGUUGUCGGAGGAGCUUUGA
Colletotrichum orchidophilum is the source of this 1311-nucleotide messenger RNA. RefSeq names its product lipase. The record is from RefSeq and is a predicted model, not a curated record. The coding region runs from base 1 to 1311 and encodes 436 amino acids. The transcript has a single exon. Lineage: Eukaryota; Fungi; Ascomycota; Sordariomycetes; Glomerellales; Glomerellaceae. Gene Ontology annotation, biological process: lipid metabolic process.